AUGCCUCGCUUUGCACUUGAUGUUUCAAGAACAUGGGAUGUGAAUGCAAUGAUCGCUCCAUCGGCCUCACUUGGUGAACAGAGCACCACGUCUAGUCAGCCUUCACCGGCUCUAUUCUUUUUCCUGGGAGGGAUAGUCAUAGUCCUCAUUGUUCUCAUCUUGAUAUUUGUGUUCCGGAAAAUUAUUAAACCAAAAAAAUUGAAAAUGUUCAUUGCUCGCACAAUGAAGCAACCAGUAGCAAAGGAUGUCAUAAGUGGAAAUCUUCACACAAUAAGCUAUUAUGAUUUCCAGACACUGAAGAAGGCAACCAAAAAUUUCCAAGAGAAGAAUGUGCUUGGAAGAGGUGGAUUCGGACCAGUUUUCAUGGGGAAGUUAGAAGAUGGGAGGUUGAUUGCUGUAAAGAAGUUGUCACUUGACAAAUCACAACAAGGAGAAUCGGAAUUCCUUGCCGAAGUGAGGAUUGGAGAUUUCGGCCUAGCCAGGUUUUUUCCUGAAGGUCAAGAUUUUCUCAGCACUAGAUUUGCUGGAACCUUAGGUUACACUGCGCCUGAAUAUGCCAUUAGAGGAGAAUUGUCCGAAAAGGCCGACAUAUUCAGUUUUGGAGUUUUGGUGCUUGAAAUUAUUAGCUGCAGGAAAAAUACGGAUCUUUCUCUGCCCUCAGAAAUGCAAUACCUCCCUGAAUAUGCCUGGAAGCUAUACGAGCGGUCGAAGUUGGUCAAUCUCAUAGAUCCAAGAAUGCGAGACAGGGUUGUGGAGAAGGAUGUUUUGCAGGCAAUUCACGUGGCCUUCCUAUGCCUUGAGCCUCGUGCGAAUUUGAGGCCACCAAUGUCUGAGAUUGUAGCAAUGUUAACAUGCAAGGUUGAUGUGGCCGGAAAACUUACUAGACCUGUCUUCUUGGAUAGAAAACAAAGGCAAGACGAGAAGCUUUCAUGGGAUUCACUAACAGAGCCUUCCCCCGUCUCCACUGAGGAGUGA
This is a messenger RNA of Fraxinus pennsylvanica, 975 nucleotides long. Lineage: Eukaryota; Viridiplantae; Streptophyta; Magnoliopsida; Lamiales; Oleaceae. The record is from the annotation of a GenBank genome assembly.